UUGUGUUACUAAACUCCAUCAACAAUGUUAAAACGCUUAAAGCGCUCAUCAUGUAUUCAGGAAGGGAAAUAUCCUAUAUAUCAGCAGCUGGUUUGUGUCCUGUCAUCUGUGUUUUGUGCAGUUUUUUUGAACAAUGUGUUUGUGUCUAUGAAUGAGCAUUUAUAUAGAUUUCAAACUACACGAGCACUGAAUGUGCGUUGAAUUCAUUUUGAUGAAAUCACGAGCACAUGAGAUAUGAUAUCAGUAUUCAAGAGUGCUGAAAACAGUGAGCAAACACAAGCGGUGGAGAAGAGAGGGCCGUAUAUCGUGUCCAAAGCUCCUGCUUUCCACACCACGCUCCAGAAGCACAGAGACACAGCCAGACGAGCUCUGCAGAAGAGAGGAUUGCUUCAUCAGCCACGACACAAACCAAAGACUGUGAAGUUCAAUAAGGGAUACGCUGCUCUGAGUCAGACAGGAGAGGAUUCGCUCGUCCCGCUGGAUUCAGACAGUGACGCGGAGCUGGACUGUUCGUCUGGAUAUUCCUCAGCAGAGGUGCAUCCGGACCUGAGCAGGCAGCUGCUGAAGGAUGGAUAUCACCUGGAUGAAAUCCCUGAUGAUGAGGAUCUGGACCUGAUUCCCCCGAAAGCCCUGAGCUCCUCCUCCGUCUGCUGCUGCUGCUGCUGUGUGCAGUGAUCCGGCCCAGAGCUGCUGAUGCACCCGCUUGAGUUCUUACAGUGUUUUUAGGAGCACAGACUCGUUUUCUUUGUCAUGGUUUAAGCCUCAGUCUCGUUACUAGAAAUACACAGCGGAGCCAAAAUCCCAAACACUUCCAGUUUUGAGCUGCUUGUGAAUCAGAGCCAUGAUUUACUCACAUCUCUGCUGCUGUCUGCAUCUCAUGAAAACACUGGAGAGCCGGCAUAUAUCACCUCAGAAUCAAAAUAAAUCAAAUAGUAGCUAUAUUUGAAAGUGUGGCAGAUUUUAGUACCAUUGCACCAGUUUUUUGCACUGCAACUUUUUUUUUUGUUUGUUUCUUAGGUUUAUUUACCGCUUAAAUCCUCAUUAAUAAAUGGAAGCUUGUUACAUAAAACAUAAAACGAUAACGGCAACUUCUUAAUCUCACAAUUCGGACAUUUCUUCUUGCGGUUC
Messenger RNA from Sinocyclocheilus anshuiensis, 1128 nucleotides. Its product is annotated as protein FAM219B-like. Bases 235 to 675 code for a protein of 146 amino acids. The transcript is spliced from 6 exons. Lineage: Eukaryota; Metazoa; Chordata; Actinopteri; Cypriniformes; Cyprinidae. The record is from RefSeq and is a predicted model, not a curated record.